AUGCUGAGAAUCUUCAACGCCGGCUUCCGGGCCGCUGGUAUCGUCUUCGUGAGAGAAAGCUACGCCCCCGUGUUGCUGGCUCGCAAACAAGAUACAGCCGCCAUGGAAGCUUCUUUGAAAAGACCAGCUCGAGAUGACUGCCAACUUGCACCGGCCGCUGCAACUCCUUUGGCAACGGCCGAUUAUCCAAAUCAUCGCCCUGGUCAUGGUCUUGAACUAUGGCACCUACUGUCUUCUUCUUUCCGCUUUAGCACUUUCUACUGCAUCGCCAUCUCUGCGUCAUCGUAUCUCCCUUGGGGAUUUUUGGGUACGGGUGGGCGGCUGAGACUGGCGCGCUGGGUCUUAGUGGACGUUGGCAUGGCCGUCUUUGUGUGCGGCAGUUUUUUGUUGGCCCAAGCCAUGCUCUCCUACCUGCUUGACGACCCCGCGCACGCCGCGUCAGCAAACAUGUCAAUUCGUAUGCUCUCCAACGUAUCGGGCUUCGUCUUCCCAAUUUAUGCCCUGCAGCUGUUCGAUUGGGGCAACAGCGUGCUUGCUGUCAUCUUCAUCGGCCUCGGAUGCCUGGUACUGCUGUUGUUGUGGAGAUGGGAGGCCAAGUUGAGAGCGCUAGGCCGGGAGUAA
Colletotrichum destructivum is the source of this 621-nucleotide messenger RNA. Its product is annotated as Putative MFS transporter superfamily. Gene Ontology annotation, molecular function: transmembrane transporter activity. NCBI's taxonomy places the organism in Eukaryota, Fungi, Ascomycota, Sordariomycetes, Glomerellales, Glomerellaceae. The transcript has 4 exons. Bases 1 to 621 code for a protein of 206 amino acids. The record is from RefSeq and is a predicted model, not a curated record. Gene Ontology annotation, biological process: transmembrane transport.